Molecule: messenger RNA, 805 nt
Organism: Phoenix dactylifera (date palm)
Lineage: Eukaryota; Viridiplantae; Streptophyta; Magnoliopsida; Arecales; Arecaceae
Product: protein SMALL AUXIN UP-REGULATED RNA 51
Biological process (GO): response to auxin
Source: RefSeq, a predicted model, not a curated record
CUCAAAAUCUCCUCCUCUCUCCUUUUAGCUCACUUCUCUUUGAUAUAUAUAUAUAUAUAUAUAAACUCACAAGAAUAAGGGGAAGAAGGAAAAGAAAAUGACUCUUAGGAAGCACAACAAGCUUUCCCAAGCUAUGGUAUUGAAGCAGAUACUGAAGAGGUGUUCCAGCCUUGGGAGGAAGCAGGGGUUGGGUGGUGGUGGUGGUGGAGAGGAGGAGGGCCUGCCGGAUGAUGUGCCGAAGGGCCACUUUGCGGUGUACGUGGGGGAGAACAGGAGCCGGUUCAUAGUUCCUAUAUCUUAUCUCACUCAUCCUGAGUUCCAGAGCCUCCUGCGUCAGGCCGAGGAGGAGUUUGGCUUUGGCCACGACAUGGGCCUCACCAUCCCAUGCGAAGAGGUCGUCUUCCGGUCGCUGACAUCUUCGCUUCGAUGAGAGGAUGAGGCUUCUUCUUCUUCUUCUUCUGCUGCUGCUGCUGCUGCUGCUGCUGCUGGAGGUGGUGGUUGGUUUGAUGGAUUCUGUAAUGAUUUCUGAUACCAUGCCCAAGAGAAUUUUCAUGGGUUGGAUUUGUAGAUAUCGGAGUGGCGUGCUGGUUUGCGCCCUGUAGUAGUGAUUAGUAGUUUAUAUUCGAGAACGAGGGGGACUAACUUGAGUCGCCUGUUCAUAUGUAGCCAUCUUUGUCUCUUUCACUAUUUUAUCUUUGUUUCGGGUUCAUGGUUGGUUUCUUCAGAUGUGGAAGUUUUUUCAGAUGGAGUUGUGGUGCAUCUUAUCAGUCUGAUCUCCAUACUAAAUGAGGCUAGGCCCAAUAAA